AUGAGCAUCAUUAGGGGACCCGGCGGGGAGGGCAGAGGCAGGCCUGGCGGCGGCUCCAUCACCAACCGGGAUGGUGCCCGGAGCCCUGGGAGGCCCGGCCGGGAAGCCAGGGCUUUUUUCGGGGCCCGGUUCCCGCAGCAGCGGGGGCGAUCGCAGCGGGGCUCCCGGGGGCUCCUGGCCGGGGCUCAGCUGGCACGCGAGGCGGCCAGGGAGCCCCAGCGCGCGCGGGGCCGCCAGCCGCUGACUCAGCACAACGCCCCCCUCCCCGAAGCGCCGGGUGGGAACCGGCGCCUCCGCGGCCCCAGCCCCCGCCCCGAGGAGCGCUGGCCGCUACCCGGGCCGCAAGGAACACUGGGCUCCGAUGGUCGGCCGGCCGAGCCACCGCCCCUCCGGCCGCCCCGCCCUCCGCCCUCAGGUCCUGCUGCGGCAGAAGCCGAAAUGGGGACAGAGGGAGCCUGUGACUGUGCAGAUGGGGAAACUGAGGCUCAAGGAAAGUGCAGACAGAGCCUCUAA
Rangifer tarandus platyrhynchus (Svalbard reindeer) is the source of this 513-nucleotide messenger RNA. The record is from the annotation of a GenBank genome assembly. Lineage: Eukaryota; Metazoa; Chordata; Mammalia; Artiodactyla; Cervidae.